GCUCAGCAGUGAAGUCAGUCACUGUUCAGUGGAAGUUUGGUCAUGUCUGGACUGCAGGGUGUUGGACUGCUGCUGCUGUGGGGCAGCGCCUGCCUUUGGCUGCCCGGCCUGGCCCGGGGGGCUCUGGUUAUCUCCGGGGAGCAUGAAGCUCUGCAGGAGACAAGAGGAGGUGCCAAAUCACUGCAGAAAAGAAGUACAAAUGACGUCACAGUGGAGGUGUACAGUGUGAAAGUGGACUGCACUGUGACGUCUCGUUUCGCCCACACCGUCAUGACCUCCAAGGCUCGGAACAAAGCAAACCUUUCCCAGGAAAUCUUCUUCGAAGUUGAGCUGCCCAAGACCGCCUUCAUCGUCAACUUCAGCAUGGAAAUUGAAGGUCAGGUGUAUGUUGGGGAGGUGAAGGAAAAAGAGAAAGCAAAGAAACAGUAUGAGAAGGCUGUUUCCUCUGGACAGACUGCUGGACUGGUCAAGGCUUCAGGAAGAAAGAUGGAGAAGUUUUCAGUGUCCGUCAACAUUGCAGCUGAAAGUAACGUGACUUUCAUUCUGACCUACGAGGAGCUCCUUCAGAGGAAACUGGGCCAGUAUGAGAUUCUGACUCGAGUUAAACCCAAACAGCGAGUCCAGGAGUUUCAGAUUGUGACAAACAUCUUUGAGCCUCAGGGCAUUUCUCAUGUGGACACUCAUGCAACCUUCCUCACCAAUGAGCUGCUCCCCCUGGUGGAGAAAACUGUCACAAACAACAAGGCACACAUCUCUUUCUCACCAACUAUGGAGCAGCAGAGGAAAUGUCCAGAUUGUGAUGGAACACUCAUCGAUGGAGAUUUUGUCAUCAAGUAUGACGUGAACCGAGCAAAGAGUCUCGGGGACAUUCAGGUUGUGAACGGAUACUUUGUGCACUUCUUUGCUCCCCCUGACCUGCCCAGAGUCCCAAAGAAUGUGGUGUUUGUGAUUGACAGGAGCACAUCAAUGAGGGGAAGAAAGAUUAUUCAGACAAGAGAAGCAUUGCUGGCCAUCCUCAACGACCUCCACGAGGAGGACCACUUUGCCCUCAUCCUGUUUGAUAGCCAUAUUGUUUCUUGGAGAGAAUCACUUACCAAAGCAACCAAGGAAAAUGUGAAAGAAGGAAUGGAUUAUGUCAGAAAGAUACAUGAAACAGGAUCAACUAAUAUCAAUGAUGCAGUGUUGAGAGGUGUGAACAUGCUGGUCAAAGACAGGCAGGAGAAGAAGCUCCUAAAGAGGAGCAUCGAUAUGAUUAUUUUAAUGACAGAUGGAAUGCCAAAUGUUGGAGAGACCUCCCUCCCGAGGAUUCAAGAGAAUGUGCGUUCUGCAAUCGGAGGAAACAUGUCUCUGUUCUGUCUUGGAUUCGGAAAUGAUGUGGAUUAUUCCUUCUUGGAUGUGAUGAGCAAACAAAACAAAGGAGUGGCCCGCAGAAUCUUUGAGGGUUCAGAUGCAGCCGUUCAACUUCAGGGUUUCUAUGAGGAGGUGGCCAACCCUCUGCUAUCAGAGGUGGACCUGCGUUAUCCUGACAACACAGUGGACUCCCUGACUACCAACCACUACAGCCAGUUGUUUAACGGCUCAGAGAUCGUCGUGGCCGGGCGACUGAUGGACAAUGACCUGGACAACUUCCUAGUGGAAGUGUUCGGCCAGGGGUUUGAGGAGGACUUCGAGGUGCAGGGCCAGGCCAGUGCUAUGGACUGGGACAUGAUGUACCCAGAUGAGGAGUACAUCUUUGGGGAUUUCACAGAGCGUCUGUGGGCUUACCUCACCAUCCAGCAGCUCCUGGAGAAGAGCAAGAGUGAUGCUCCAGACGAGAAAGCCAACACCACAGCCAAGGCCCUAGACAUGUCUCUGCGUUACAGCUUUGUCACCCCUCUCACCUCCAUGGUGGUCACCAAGCCUGAAACUGAGGAUGGACCAGACAGCCCUCUCAUCGCUGAUAAGCUGACUGAGGAGCAAAGACAACAGGCAGAAAGAAUGAUAUAUCGAUAUGCUGCUACCCCUUCAUAUGCUUACCAGCCGCCACCACCCACAUACUUUGUGGACGGAGAUCCUCAUUUUAUGAUCGAGCUCCCUGACAGAGACGACGCCCUGUGUUUCAAUAUCAACGACAAACCAGGAACCAUUCUCAACCUGGUCAGAGACCCAAAACAAGGUAUUUUGGUCAAUGGCCAGACCAUCGGAGACAAGAAGAUUCCCCCUGAUGGUAAAAUUAACACCUACUUUUGGCGUUUUGGCAUCGUCCACCAGACUUUGGGGGUGAGGCUGGAGGUGAGCACUCGGGACAUCUCGGUGUUCCAAGAUGGCAAACGGGUCAAACUACUGUGGUCUGAUACAGCUUCUGUCAAAGGACCCAAUGUGGAUCUUCUCUUGACCAAGGAUCGCAGCCUUACAGUCACUCUAAAGGAUUCAGUCAAGUUUGUCAUCCUGCUACACAAAGUGUGGGCGAAGCACCCGUACCACCAGGACUACUUGGGUUUCUACACCUUGGACAGCCACCUCCUGUCCCCUUCUGUUCACGGCCUGCUAGGUCAGUUCUACCAUGGGAUUGCAUAUGAGCUGUCAGACCUGCGUCCAGGUGAAGUCCCAGAGAAACCAGAUGCCACCAUGUAUGUGAAAGGACAGGAGCUCAAUGUGACCAGAGGCUGGCAGAGAGACUUCAGGAGGGAUGUGAAGAACGGGGAAAAUGUUCCCUGCUGGUUCAUUCACAGUAACGGAACAGGACUUAUCGAUGGAGAUGUGACAGACUACAUAGUGUCAGGCCUUUUUAAAACUGUUUAAAAAUGGUUAAUACAUUUACCCCAGAAAAAAAAUCUAAAUCUAAUUCACACAAUAAAUAUUCAAAUCUGCCUGUACUCACACCAUGAAUGAUCUGACAUCUUGUACUGAAGCCAAACAUGCUUCAUUCACAGUAUUGUAUGGACAAUUUCACAGUUUCUAUCAUUGUAAUUGCUUAAAUCCUGCAUUGUAGUAAAUUAAAUUUUGCUUCAUGAAAUCUG
This is a messenger RNA of Centropristis striata (black sea bass), 2999 nucleotides long. RefSeq names its product inter-alpha-trypsin inhibitor heavy chain H3-like. The record is from RefSeq and is a predicted model, not a curated record. Gene Ontology annotation, biological process: hyaluronan metabolic process. The coding region runs from base 43 to 2781 and encodes 912 amino acids. Gene Ontology annotation, molecular function: serine-type endopeptidase inhibitor activity. NCBI's taxonomy places the organism in Eukaryota, Metazoa, Chordata, Actinopteri, Perciformes, Serranidae. The transcript is spliced from 22 exons.